CCGCGAGGGUGGAGGAUGCUCUGGCGCCCCUGGCGGGCCUGGCGCCGCCCGCCGGCCGGCUGGUUGGCCUGCUCGGCCUGCCUGGCGCUGCUGGCGCUGCGGCUGACCGCGCUCGAGGCGGCCGAGCCGCUGCGAGUGGGUGCCGCCAUCAACGUCUUCAGCCGCUAUGGCUACCUGUCCAUCUCCAUGCGCGUCGUGCCCCGCAACGACUCCGAGUCGUGGGUGUUCCGGGAGCCCACCGUCGACGUGUUCAAGAACAUCACCGUGCUGCCCACCCGGUCGCCCACCGCGGCCACGAGGCACGGCGGCAAGAUGCCCGUGUUCGAGGGCGACUUCCACAUGGAGUUCUGCGACAACCUGCGCCAGCUCCUCCAGGCCUACUUCCGUGACUUCCAGGUGGAGCGGCUGGAGCGGCCCUGGUCCGCGUUCACGGCGUCCUGGUCCCGCAACGCCAUGGCCAAGCACCUGGGCCUCAACGCCACGUACGUGGCCGGCUCGCACUGCUACGUCCUGGUGCGCGUCGCGCGGCACCGUGACAGCGUGAGGAUGGUGCCCCCGCAGCCCGGGGUGCCCGUCGAGGAGGCCGUGGCCAAGGACGCCAAUCUAGUCAACCCAGGGGACCCGUCGUCCGUCGUGGACUUCGUCAAGAGCUUCGGCAGCCACUACGUCGCGUCGUACGUCACUGGCAACUCCCUAUAUCAGGUGUUCGUGUACACGCCGCACAUCUACCAGCGCAUCAAGGAGCGCCUCAAGACGCAGGGCGUGGCCGCGCUGUCCGCCGUGGAGCUGGCCAGCUACUUCAGCCCCUGGCACGCGGAGCACAUGGGCCGCAUCCUGUGCGCGUCGGGCAACCAGACGGUGGAGGAGUGGGCCGCCAACGCGCUGCGGGUGCACUUCUACUUCUUCACGUACCCGAGCCUCAUCAAGCUGCACGGCGACGUGGGGCUGCUCAAGACGCUCAACGGGCUGCUGGGCAACGAGGCCGUGCUGCAGCUCGACCUGCGCACGCUGGCGCCCGCCUUCGCCGACCCGGCCAAGCGGCGCUGGUUCCAGGAAGUCAUCGACAACCAACUCAAGUUGUGGGAGGUCAACAUGUCGUGACCACUGACCAGGCUGUGACUGUGUGACUGUGUCGGCGAGCUCGUUUCGGGGCCAAUUGGUGGUCGCGCGUUGUGAUCAUUUGGUGGCCGUGACGCAAACUGACCGAACUGACCGCGGUGUCUGCCGUCAUGGCACGGCGGCAUGGCGGCAUGACUCACUGACUCACGGCGCCGUGGCUCUCCGUCUCUCUAGUCCAAACCAAAUGCGAAUGGAGACUGCGGCUCCACUAACUAUUUCUGUCGGGAGGAAGAAUUCGGGGAAUAAGUGUUUUGGCUCUCAUUGUCUCUUUCCCCAUAUAUGACCCUGGUAGCAGUCUGCGUUGUCUCGAAGAAUCAACAGCGUCCCUGUAGUGUCUGCGGCCACAUAGCUGGACCACUUACUUGGCGGCUGGAGCAUUAGGAGUGCCGGCCUCGGUCUCGGGGACUUCUGAGAGUGCUGCUCGUGCCUAGAGGCCUGCAGUCUAGAACCGCAGUGUAGGACUUUGCUGGUGCCCAGCCUGCCCAGCCUAAAGCCCAGCCGGGCCGGGUAGGCUACCCUCCUCACAUCGGUGUGAAACUGGUGGGGCCGGUGGCCUACCUGGAACCCAGCAGGCGCUCUAGGACUGCGACUGUCCUGUGCAAGGCCAGCAGACUGAGGCCGCUGGCCUAAUGCCAUUCCAACUGCCCUCUCGAUGGAUUGCUCUUGAGCGGCCCCAAACAAGGACGUGGGUCCCACUAGGACUGAAGACAGAAAUUUUAAAAAGCAGGCACGUUUUUAUAUUUUUGCCUUUUGAUCCUGUCCUGCCAUUUCUUUACUUCUUUUGUAUUGUACUCUAAUAACUCAUUCUCUGGCUGUGUGUAGCUAGCUUAAGUAUGUAGCUAGGUCAGAAUGCCCUUUUUUGUGUGUGUGAAAUUGCGGAAAUCUAUAUUUAUUUAUUUUUCUCUGUGUGUGGCUUGUUACUCAGCAAGAAAAUGGGCUGGUGAAUAGAUUGGCCUGUUAAAUUUGGUGUUUUCUUUUGGCAGUAUUUAGUUGUGAUUUCUGAACUCCUAGCCAAUGUGCACUGAAUCUUCGGCAAUGUUGUAAAAUUUAAUACUGCAUUAGAUUAGUAAAAGGAAAAAUAUGUGUACAUAGUGUAAAAUACAGUAAGUUUAUGAUGAGUUCUAUGUAUUAGAUGGAAAUCGCCACAUCAGUGUCUGAAUGUAUAAAUAUUAUCCUGUUCUAGCUAAAUAGAAAAUUAUGGGCGCGAGCUCCAUCAAAGAAAAAAAGAAUACAGCAAAAUUUAUGGUUAAGUCAUAAAUGAAAUCAAUUCUUAGACAAAGGA
Molecule: messenger RNA, 2401 nt
Organism: Thrips palmi
Lineage: Eukaryota; Metazoa; Arthropoda; Insecta; Thysanoptera; Thripidae
Gene: tsl
Product: torso-like protein
Exons: 3
Coding region: 16-1101 (361 amino acids)
Source: RefSeq, a predicted model, not a curated record